ACUGUMCUUUUCAGGUGUGGAGGAACAGUUGGUGCCAUCUUUACGUGUCCCUUAGAGGUGAUAAAGACAAGGCUUCAAUCUUCCAAACUGGCCUUCAGGACUGUCUACUACCCCCAGGURCAGCUGGGCACCAUCAGUGGGGAAGGAAUGGUCCGGCCAACGUCCGUGUCCCCUGGGCUCUUCAGUGUCCUCAAGUCAAUUCUAGAAAAAGAAGGACCAAGGUCACUCUUCCGAGGGCUGGGUCCAAACUUGGUUGGAGUUGCACCAUCAAGAGCUGUCUAUUUUGCAUGCUACUCCAAAGCUAAAGAGCAGUUUAACAGCAUGUUUGUGCCCAACAGCAACAUAGUGCACGUCUGUUCUGCAGGUUCUGCAGCCUUUAUCACAAAUUCCCUGAUGAACCCUAUAUGGAUGGUGAAAACAAGAAUGCAGCUGGAACGGAAAGUGAGGGGCUCCAAACCAAUGAAUGCUUUGCAGUGUGCUAGAUAUGUUUACCAGACAGAAGGUAUCCGUGGCUUCUAUAGGGGUCUGACUGCCUCCUAUGCAGGGAUUUCUGAGACCAUUAUCUGCUUUGCUAUUUAUGAAAGUUUAAAAAAGCACUUAAAGGAAGUCCAACUGCCCCCUUCUUCUAACGGGACCGAAAGGAACUCGACRAGCUUCUUUGGACUGAUGGUUGCUGCUGCUGUUUCCAAGGGCUGUGCCUCUUGUAUUGCUUAUCCUCAUGAGGUCAUCAGGACAAGGCUGCGAGAGGAGGGCACCAAGUACAAGACCUUCAUCCAGACAGCUCGGCUGGUGGCUCGGGAGGAAGGCUACCUGGCCUUCUACAGAGGACUCUUUGCCCAGCUCAUCCGGCAGAUUCCAAACACAGCCAUUGUCUUGUCCACCUACGAGUUAAUUGUGUAUCUCUUAGAAGACCACGCAAAGUAGCAGAGCCGAGGCUCCUGUUACAGACUGAAGACCAAUUUCUUCCUUGAACAAAUAGUCCUUUAAGAGACUGGUGCAGGUUGCAGUGCUGGUGAAAAAAGCUACAAGUCUGUGAUCACCUGUGGAUAUUUCCUUUUGGACUCAUGCUUUCUAAAAGGUCUCAAGUCAUUAAUGUUAAUAGUUAAUUAUAAUUUUUUUUAACUUGAUAAUUAAACUGCUACUAAAUUAAAUUACACUAUUUAAUUUAAUUAUAUGUUUGUCCUUUUCCUUAAGCACAGCCAUAUGUGGUCAAGGAAUGUACCUCAUACUAUCAAGUGAUCUCUUGGACUUAUGUUCAUUAAAACUGUAUUAAAACAGGAGAACU
This is a messenger RNA of Malurus melanocephalus (red-backed fairy wren), 1285 nucleotides long. RefSeq names its product solute carrier family 25 member 33 (gene SLC25A33). The transcript has 6 exons. Gene Ontology annotation, biological process: pyrimidine nucleotide import into mitochondrion. NCBI's taxonomy places the organism in Eukaryota, Metazoa, Chordata, Aves, Passeriformes, Maluridae. Gene Ontology annotation, molecular function: pyrimidine nucleotide transmembrane transporter activity. The record is from RefSeq and is a predicted model, not a curated record. The annotation marks the transcript as partial. Gene Ontology annotation, cellular component: mitochondrion.